Messenger RNA from Plasmodium adleri (nom. inval.), 690 nucleotides. The record is from the annotation of a RefSeq genome assembly. Lineage: Eukaryota; Apicomplexa; Aconoidasida; Haemosporida; Plasmodiidae.
AUGAUAUCUUAUAAUUUUAAAUUAAUUAUAUUUUCAAUCGUAUUAGGAGCAAUAACCUUAUUUUAUAAUAAUGACUGCGAUGCAUUAUAUAUAAAUAUGAACCAUGAAAACAUGGUUUUAAGGACAACAAAUUUUAGACUAUUAGGAGAAUUAUCACAUGAACUUACAACAAACGAUGAACAUGAAAAUAAUGAACUAGGCGAAUAUUCAAAUACGAAUGAAGGAAAAUGCAAGAAAAACAAAUAUUCAAAUGAUGAAAAAAAAACAAAAGAAAAAGUACCACCAAUAAGAAAUAAGAAAUUUCCUGGAACACCAAAUAGAAAGAAAUAUAAAAAAGAAAUAUAUAAUAACACACAAGGAGGAAAUUCAAACAUAUCUCCUGGUCGCCUUGGAUAUUUAGGAAUGCAAAGAAAGCUUUAUAAUGAUUUUGAUGGAAAACAAGAACUAUAUUUUCGAAAACUUUCAGAUAAAUCAAAUAAUGAAAAUGAUAAUCCUUCUGAAUGAAAUUAUGAUACUAAUAUGGAUGCUACUGUUGCUCAAGGGGUAAUUAUAGCCUCUUAUAUUGGAAAUACCCUUACUCAAUUGACUAAAUCCCUUGUUUCAAUUGCUGUGUUUGUUUUAAUAUUUAUAACAGUGAUAGCUUUUAUAUAUGUUGUUACGCAAAAGAAGAAAAUUUUCAUGGAAACAUGA